Callithrix jacchus (white-tufted-ear marmoset) is the source of this 3093-nucleotide messenger RNA. It is a transcript of the gene ABCF3, whose product is annotated as ATP binding cassette subfamily F member 3. Gene Ontology annotation, molecular function: ATP hydrolysis activity; ATP binding. Lineage: Eukaryota; Metazoa; Chordata; Mammalia; Primates; Cebidae. The record is from RefSeq and is a predicted model, not a curated record.
GGCAGGUGGCGCUGACCACCAGGCUGAGGAGCCCGUAGGAUCCGGGGGCCCGCGAAAGCAAAGCACUGAGGUGGCGGGGUUUGCUGGAGAGUGACAAUGUGCGGAAGGACCUGUUACUGCGGGAGCGGGAGCGGGAGCUCAGCGCUCAGAGUCAGAGACGAGGGUGAAUCAGCAGCUCUGGGAGGGCUCCAAAAUGGGCUUGGCUGAGUGCGCAGCCACAGCAGACGCGCCUCGAGAGAGCGCAUAAAACCCGGCAAAGCCAAAGUGCGUUAUCAGCCGCUGGUCUCUUGGGAGGCUCCCACCUGCCAGACCACCAGUGCCUCGCGCCCAGAUAAAUCUUGAGCACUCAGCCCCCGCCCCACCCGCCGCUCCUGGAACUCCACCUUCCAGAAGGCAGCGAGAACCGCCUGUGUGGCUAAUCUGUAAGCCGGAAAAGAGUUGCGCACGCGCAGAGAGGGCGGCCCAGCGCAGACUCAGUGCCUCUCCUCUGGGCCCCGCUCGCCCCGCCCACCGGGCUCCUUGCACUCCGCUCCUUUCUUGUAUCACCGCUACGCAUGCGCCUUGCAAGGAGGGGCGAGAUUUCGGGGACAGGGCCGGGGGCGGGCCUAGGCCAGGGGCUCACAGCGACUGCGCGGACGGGUUCUCAACUGGAACAUGGCGACUUGCGCCGAAAUCCUGCGGAGCGAGUUCCCCGAAAUUGACGGACAGGUCUUCGACUACGUGACGGGCGUCUUGCACAGCGGCAGCUCGGACUUUGAGUCUGUGGAUGACCUGGUGGAAGCUGUGGGGGAACUAUUGCAAGAGGUGUCCGGGGACAGCAAGGAUGACGCGGGCAUCAGGGCCGUGUGCCAGCGCAUGUACAACACUCUGCGCCUGGCUGAACCACAGAGCCAGGGAAAUAGCCAGGUGCUACUGGACGCCCCCAUCCAGUUGUCAAAGAUAACGGAGAACUACGACUGUGGAACCAAACUUCCAGGACUGCUAAAGAGGGAACAGUCCUCGACAGUGAAUGCAAAGAAGCUUGAGAAGGCUGAGGCUCGACUUAAGGCAAAGCAGGAGAAGCGGUCAGAGAAGGACAUGCUCAAGACCAGCAACCCUCUAGUCUUAGAAGAGGCAUCAGCUAGCCAGGCAGGCAGCAGAAAGGAGAGUCGAUUGGAAUCAUCUGGCAAGAACAAAUCCUAUGAUGUGCGAAUUGAGAACUUCGAUGUGUCCUUCGGGGACAGAGUACUGCUGGCUGGAGCUGAUGUGAACCUGGCAUGGGGCCGCCGUUAUGGGCUGGUGGGGCGGAAUGGGCUGGGGAAGACCACGUUACUGAAGAUGCUGGCCACCCGGAGUCUCCGGGUUCCAGCCCACAUUUCCCUGCUGCACGUUGAGCAAGAGGUUGCUGGAGAUGACACCCCUGCCCUACAGAGUGUGCUGGAGAGUGACAGUGUGCGGGAGAGCCUGUUACGGCGGGAGCAGGAACUCAGCACCCAGAUUGCUGCUGGCAGGGUGGAGGGCUCUGAAGCUGCAGAACUGGCAGAAAUCUAUGCCAAACUGGAGGAGAUUGAGGCUGACAAGGCACCUGCCAGGGCAUCAGUCAUUCUCGCUGGGCUUGGCUUUACCCCUAAAAUGCAGCAGCAGCCUACCCGGGAGUUCUCGGGUGGCUGGAGGAUGAGGCUGGCCCUGGCCCGGGCCCUGUUUGCUAGGCCAGAUCUGCUGCUGUUAGAUGAACCUACAAACAUGCUGGAUGUCAGGGCCAUCCUGUGGCUGGAGAAUUACCUGCAGACAUGGCCCUCCACAAUCCUGGUCGUCUCUCACGACCGCAACUUCCUGAAUGCCAUCGCCACAGACAUCAUCCACCUGCAUAGCCAGCGGCUAGAUGGUUACCGGGGAGACUUUGAGACCUUCAUCAAGAGCAAGCAGGAGCGGCUGCUCAACCAGCAGCGGGAAUAUGAGGCCCAGCAGCAGUAUCGCCAGCACAUCCAGGUUUUCAUUGACCGGUUUCGCUACAAUGCCAACAGAGCCUCUCAAGUGCAGAGUAAACUCAAGAUGCUGGAGAAGCUACCUGAGCUGAAGCCUGUGGACAAGGAAUCAGAGGUGGUAAUGAAGUUCCCCGAUGGGUUUGAGAAGUUCUCGCCGCCAAUUCUGCAGCUAGAUGAGGUGGAUUUCUACUAUGAUCCGAAGCACGUCAUCUUCAGUCGCCUCUCCGUGUCUGCUGAUCUCGAGUCCCGCAUCUGUGUGGUUGGAGAGAAUGGGGCCGGGAAGUCUACCAUGCUGAAGCUGCUUAUGGGGGACCUGGCACCUAUUCGGGGCAUCAGACACGCUCACAGGAAUCUGAAGAUUGGCUAUUUCAGCCAGCACCAUGUGGAGCAGCUGGACCUAAACGUCAGUGCUGUGGAGCUACUGGCACGCAAGUUUCCUGGGAGGCCUGAGGAAGAGUACCGCCACCAGCUGGGUCGGUAUGGCAUCUCCGGAGAACUGGCCAUGCGCCCUGUCGCCAGCUUGUCUGGGGGCCAGAAGAGCCGAGUGGCCUUUGCUCAGAUGACCAUGCCCUGCCCCAACUUCUACAUUCUGGAUGAACCCACAAACCACCUGGACAUGGAGACCAUCGAGGCUCUGGGCCGUGCCCUCAACAGUUUCAGAGGUGGCGUGAUUCUGGUGUCCCACGACGAGCGCUUCAUCAGGCUGGUGUGCCGGGAGCUGUGGGUGUGCGAGGGAGGCGGCGUCACCCGCGUGGAAGGAGGAUUUGACCAGUACCGCGCCCUUCUCCAAGAGCAGUUCCGCCGUGAAGGUUUCCUCUAGGGCCACCAGGCUGAGGACUUGCCCAGGACAUGGACUGUCUCAGACCCCUGGGCCACCACGUAGGCAACCAACUCCAGGCCAUGAACUUCCCCCGACUUGGGGACAGCCUUAUUCCCAAAUGUCUCUCUCCUUUCAACUGGAGCAUCUUCUGUACAACCUUGGGAGCCCAUCCAGGGGUUGGUGAGGACUGGUCUCCCAGGGUGCGGGGUCUGGGGGGGUGCCCUCCAGGGUUAUAGAUGCCCCCACUGCCCCAGCUCUGACUGGACCCCAAGUGGCUGCUAUGUAAAUUAAAUCUCUCCCUGCGUCUCA